Messenger RNA from Daldinia caldariorum, 1724 nucleotides. Its product is annotated as ubiquitin carrier protein. Gene Ontology annotation, molecular function: SUMO conjugating enzyme activity. The record is from RefSeq and is a predicted model, not a curated record. The transcript has 4 exons. The coding region runs from base 601 to 1074 and encodes 157 amino acids. Gene Ontology annotation, cellular component: nucleus. Gene Ontology annotation, biological process: protein sumoylation. NCBI's taxonomy places the organism in Eukaryota, Fungi, Ascomycota, Sordariomycetes, Xylariales, Hypoxylaceae.
CAGGAUCCCCGUAAGUAAAAGAUAGAUGAAAUAUGCAUUCAGUGGGACACUUGAUAAGAUAAGAAUAUACGUAAAAUGGAUUGGCUACUAUGUACUAUGUACCUAGAAUAUACCCUUGUCUGGGACGUGCUAACAGAGAAACGUUGAAGGUACCUAUCUUGCUCGGACUUUACGUAGUACCUUGGUACCUACCUACAUAUACGCAGAAGCAAAAAAAAGGUAAAGCGAUAUUAUUCGAGUGUGGGAAACCACUUCCCGGGUGCUGAGACCCCUGCAACAAGGCAGGCUCGAUUAACAUCUAUUCACAUUCACGCAUCUUCUUACUCUUGCAGCUUACAACAAACAACUUGCCAUUCUUUCAUCUCCUUCUCUUCUUCUCUUUUACUCAUCGGCUUGGUUUAUCCCCCCUCUUCCAAGUCAUCAGAGUAUUUCUAGCUUCCUACUCUGCUCGUAGCGGAGCCCCGAAGCUGUUAAAUAGGUAAUUUGAGCUCCGUGCAGUGCUUUCUACGACUUCAUCAAUCGCUCGCGAAACAAGAAGCCUGCCUGCUAUAAGCGUUGAGAACCAUACAAGGUUAUCAUUAGGUAGUCUAUUUCGAGACGAUGUCUCUGUGCCAAUUGCGCCUUGGGGAGGAGAGGAAGCAAUGGAGGAAGGACCAUCCUUUCGGAUUCUGGGCGCGACCAGUUAAGAAUGCUCAGGGCGUUCUCGAUCUGAAGGUCUGGGAGUGCGGUAUUCCUGGCAAGGAAAAGACGAUGUGGGAAGGCGGUCUCUUUAAAUUGACAAUGACGUUUCCUGAUGAGUACCCUACGAAGCCCCCGAAGUGCAAGUUCACGCCGCCUUUGUUCCACCCCAACGUCUACCCCUCGGGCACCGUUUGCCUUUCGAUCCUGAACGAGGACGAAGGAUGGAAGCCGGCGAUCACGGUUAAGCAGAUAGCGCUCGGCAUCCAAGAUCUCCUAGAUAACCCCAACCCGGAGUCUCCUGCGCAGGCCGAAGCGUAUAACCUCUUCAAGCGAGACAAGAUCGAGUAUGAGCGACGAGUCAGGCGAACGGUCAAGGAGAAUCCCGCCUCCUAGAGCGCUCGAACGGUUCCAGUGCCAUGGAGUUGUGUUAAGAAAGGAGAUUCUAUACUUAGGGUACUUUCGGCAUCGGAGUUCAGGGUCACGGAUACCAAAUACGGAUGGCUGCUUUCUGCAUUUAGGCCCUUCGGAGUUGAUACAGGAGGGCUAUGUGAAAAUGUCGAGCAGUAUUUAGCAUUGCAGCUGCGGUAUUUAAACGAUUUUCUUCGCCGGGAAUGAUGAUCUAGCCUUUGCCGUGAAAAAGAAAAUAGGGCUACAUGGAUGCGAUGAGGUUGAUUAACGUAUGAAUUGAUAAUCCAUGCAAUUAAUAAUCUCUAUGAUGGCUCCUAUGACACUUUGCCUUUCGUAUAUCCAUGUCCCAUUUCUAUCUCAUUAGUAAUCUGCCUGUUAUAGCGCUGCUGGCCUCAAGAUAAUUCUAUUACUAAAGCUACUUGUUUAAAGAGUGUAGGCUGAUCCUGGUCCCUGUCCGCCCUUCUGGUGCGAAGUAAAUAGUACCUUAGGUACGUUAGGUAUGGUUCGAUUCAGCCUAUUAAGAAGGAUUUUGCUAUCCUCUUGCAUAUUGUCAGUGUUACGAAGAGUGAUAAGGCAUUGGGUAGCACGUGGCUAUCUGAAUACUGGGUAUGAUGCAAAUGUUAUGCAGCAAUUCU